Molecule: messenger RNA, 4451 nt
Organism: Danio aesculapii
Lineage: Eukaryota; Metazoa; Chordata; Actinopteri; Cypriniformes; Danionidae
Product: condensin-2 complex subunit D3-like
Exons: 35
Coding region: 31-4299 (1422 amino acids)
Biological process (GO): mitotic chromosome condensation; meiotic chromosome condensation
Cellular component (GO): condensed chromosome, centromeric region; condensin complex
Molecular function (GO): histone binding
Source: RefSeq, a predicted model, not a curated record
CGGCUGUUGGCGCGUUAUUUUGAACUAAAGAUGGAGUUGAUACGCGCUUUGGAGUUGUUAAAAUUAAACAGUGUCUCUGCAGCCUGGGUGGAUACAGUGUGGGAUUUCGAGUUCACCCACACAGACCCUCUUGACUCCGCUAUUGAGGAGGAAAUUAAGGAAACCCCUGAUGUCUUCAAGAAGGUGUACAUGCAACUGCUGCCCUUCUCCAAUGAGGAUGAUGACAACAACACAGAAAGUGUGUGGGUGGUGUUCGGUGAGAACGGUGUCUCUGCAAAAACUCUGGUGGCUGUCCUGUCUUACUUCAUCCUUAGUGCUAAAACCAAAAGUCCCAGUCUUGAACAGAGACUUUGUGGUCUCCAGGCAGCAUCUCUGUACUUGUUACUGCUGAAAAUACCAGGGAGUGUUGCGAAUAAAGUCUACCAUCAAAUCCUGUUUGAUACGUGUCUGAACAUGCCCCUAAAAUGCUGGCCUCAAGAGUCUGGCAAGAAACGCAAGAAAGAUUCCCUGAAAAGCUCUCAAGGUGACCAAAAAACUGGGAAACGAUCCAAACCCCCAAAGAAAGUGUCAGAGGAGAUGGAGAUUGAUGACGAUGAAGAGGAUGAAGAUGAGGGGAUGUACUUUUCUGCACAGGAUUUGCUGAAACUAAGAGAGGGCAUUGUGUUGCUUGUUCGCACACUACUGAGACUCCUAGAGAGAUUUUCACUUCGCGACAAACCUCAGAGUGCCGACGGCUGUGUUCAGCUUUUUACUGAACUUACCAACUUUGAACCAGUCACUGGGGAUUUGUCAUUCUCUCAGGAAAGGAAUGUCGACCAAUUACAGAGUGUGCCUGAGCUUUCCUAUCAUGGAUUAGGGUUACUUUGCUCUACUGUUCACGGUGAAGGCGAUGAGUGCCGUCGUAGAGUGUUUCGCAAGCUACUGUAUGUGAUUCUAAUGAUGAAAACACAAGAGAGGUCCAGGCCAAGUCUUCUUGUUCCAUCUCAGGCUGUCUGUGGUGCCAGAGACCAGGCCAUCCUUUUUAUUAGUCAUAUUGUUGAUGAGCAGAGAGACGCCACAUUGCCACUUUUACGAAUUCUUGUGCAACACAUCUGUCAUCAGAUGGUGGAGAAAUCGGAAUAUCGAGCCAGUGGAUCUCAAGCUGUUGGAAAGCUGAUGGCUAAGAUGCCAUGUCAGGACUACGCAGCCACUAUUAAGUGGCUCUAUAACUACUCUCGAAACAAUAAGGUGGCAUUCAGAAUGUUUGCGCUGGAUGUUUGCAUGGUCCUGCUGGAGCAGACUGAGAGAAAUGUGGAUGACACUGUGGACCCUGAGCUGGCUGUGUUCCUCUCACAUAGGUUCCUGGUGCACAACAUUGUUUACAAUCAUCGUAAUGACGUCUCCCCCACAGUCAGAGGUCAUGCGUUGCACUGCCUGGCACAGUGUCUGGAGCUAGGUUCCCAGAACGCCACAAAAUGCGUCCAUGAGCUCUUUUCCAACAGUGCUCAGACUAUGAUGGAUUCGGACCGUUCUGAGCAAACUCUAAAGAGAAGAGAGACUGGUCAGAAAACAGCACUGACUUUCAGAACCAUCGAGCUCACAAAACACAAGAGCAUGACCACAACCCACAGAAGCGUCAUGAAUACUUCAUUACAGAAUGAUGAAAGUAUGACUCUGUUUAAAAAGCAUGUCAGUGAUCCAAAAACCAAUGCUAGAAAAAGUGCACUGGAGACUGUCAUGAGUCUGCUAAAGCAUGGAGUGAUCGCAUGCAGUAUGGAGAAUCUGAGUAUGCUGUCAGAUCGCUGCAGAGAUCCUGCUGUCUCAGUGAAGAAGAAAGCCUUGCAGUGCCUUAUGGAACUUCUCACUGCUCUUCCUGACAAUAAAGAUGUGCAGGAGGCCUGGCUGAGAGGAGUGCUACCGGCUGUCAUGGACUCUGAGAGCUCUGUGCAGGAGAAAGCUCUGGAGUGUAUGGAUCACGCCAUCAUCGCUCACAUUAAGAGUCACAAGAAAAAUCUGAAUAUCGACGUCUCUCAAAAGCUAGCCUGGGAUUUACUGGGACUCAUGUGUGAAAAGUGUCAAGAUCUUAGCCGGUAUUUCAGUAAGGCGUUCAGCGUGUGGGCACCACAGAAAAAGUUCACUCCGGCCUUUGUGAAUAAUUUGCUAUCUCACACAGAAGGAGAGAGGGCUUCUGCUGCCUGGCUACUGUUAGCUAAAGUUGCCAGCUGCUCUCCUAAACUGAACUACAGCACUGUGCUGGAUACCUGGGAGAACACAAUAAGGGCACCGGUUGUUUCGGUAACGAUGACCUGCCAUAUUUUGAGCGUUAUGGGUGACAUUGCCUUUAAUAUUAAUGAUGACACCAAGAGCAGAAUAGUAGAUGAUCUGAUGGGCUGGUUGAAGACGUUCAGCCUGCCUUUGGAGGUGAUUAGCUCCUGUGUGGAUGCUCUGGUCAGAUUUGGAAGAUCAGAUGACACUCAGGAAACACUGAGGUUCAUGGAUCGUUUCUGUGGAGAGCUGGUCUCUGUAUGUGAGAGUUAUCUGUCUAGUGUCCUUCUGCAGGAGAAGGGAACUGAGAACAUUAAUGAAGACCUGCUGGCCAAACAUCUUUAUACACUUGGUGUCGCUUCUCUCCAUUCCCCUUCAAAAGUGGGGAAAAGAAUUUUCCUUCUGGUUCAGUCUAUUCUAACACCCUUAGAGCAUCCAGUUCCUGUUGAAGGAGAUGGCUUGCCCGCUAGUCAGCCUCUAUCUCAGUUCAAACCCACUUCCAUGCCGUCAGUGGUUCGGGCACAUGCUGUCAUCACAUUAGGAAAACUGUGUCUGCAGCAUGAGGAUCUGAUGAUGAAGUAUCUCCCUGUGUUUGCCCGGGAGCUGGAAGUGGGCACAGAGCUGGCCGUGCGCAGUAAUGUGGUGGUGGUGAUGUGUGAUCUUUGUGUUCGCUACACCAAUACAGUGACUCGGUACAUCCCAAACAUCUCAGCCUGUCUGAGAGACGAAGAGCCCAUCGUCCGAGAGCAGACUCUUAUUAUGCUCACCAACUUACUGCAGGAGGAGUAUGUGAAGUGGAAAGGUCCAUUGUUUUUCCGCUUUGCUGUUGUUCUUGUGGACCCAGAUCCUGCAAUUGCAGACCUCUGCGAGUACUGCCUGGUGGACCUCCUGCUUAAGAAGAGUCCUCUCAUGUUUUCCCAACAUUUCAUUGAGUGCAUUUUUCACUUCAACUCCUAUGAGAAGCACAAGAAAUAUAAUAAAUUCAAUCAAACUGAAAGAGAGAAAAGCAGGUUUUCUCUGAAAGGACCGCAGAAUCAAGGCAGACGUUUCCGGAUUUACAGGUUCCUGUUGAAAAACUUCACUGAUGAGCAACGCUUCAAUAUCACAAGCAAAAUCUGCCAUGACGUCCUUGCAAGCUUUGUGGACUCUGAGCUGCCUCUGGACUCUGAAGGCUCUGAGUUGCUUGCAGACACAUUUGACAUCCUGUCCCUGAAGGAGAUGAAACUGACAGCCAUGAGCGGUUCAGCAGCUGGAGAAGAGCCUCAGGAGGAUGAGAUGGCUAUGGCUAAAGCUGUCUUACAGGUGGCUCAGAAAAAGCUUGUAUCACAGGUCCAAAAGAGGAACUUUGUUGAGAAUGUUAUUCCUAUCAUCAUCAGUCUGAAGAACAUGCUGGAAGAGCAACACUCACCUGUCCUGAAACACCUUAUGGCUUACUUGCAGGUGACCAUGCAGGACUAUCGUUCAGAAGUGAAGGAGCUGUUUGCUGCUGAUGAGCAGUUGGCUGCUGAGGUGGAGUAUAACCUGAAGCAGUUUGAAAAGCAAAAACAACAACAAGAGCAACUGCAGAGGGAGAACCAUCUUGGAGAACUGGCCAACUUCACAAUGUCACCCAGACAAAAUGAAAAUACUGUGGCUUCUCCUGCCCAGGCAGCAAAUGGUGGUAGGCAGACACCGAAGGGAGGUUUUGCCACCCCUCUAAAUCCUCAUGUUAAUAAAGGACCUGGACAAACCCCUAAAUCUGCUGACGCUCUGAGGCGCCGUACUUAUGCAGGAAUUGUUACUCCAGUCAGGAGUCAUUUAUCCCCGACAGUGUUUUCAACAGGACGAGGAAAGCAGGCUGGCAGAGCCAUUAGUACUCCACAAGCGAGCAUCAAUGAAGUGACUUUUGGAGAGCAAGUCAGCGCCAUCUGCAAUGAUUCUAGAAGAGUCAGCAAAGGUGAUGAAGAAGAGAAUGUUCUGCAUCUUAUGUCUCCAGAGCAAAAAAAACCGGUGCCUAGGCAGUGGAAUGUUGAAUCCCCUCUGGUACAAAAACAGAGAGCCAAGAAACGCCUGUAAAACAUGUUUUUUUCUUUUUGUGCACAUUAAUUAUGCAUUUCUAUUCACUGUUAUGUCUAUUUCACAGUCCUCUUGAUAACUCUCCUUUUUACUGUUUCAUCAGCUUGCUUUAUUUGUAAAACUAUUACUAUUAAAUGCUUUUGAUACUUGUA